Hansenula anomala is the source of this 999-nucleotide messenger RNA. RefSeq lists its product as uncharacterized. Gene Ontology annotation, biological process: regulation of cell cycle. The annotation marks the transcript as partial. The record is from RefSeq and is a predicted model, not a curated record. Gene Ontology annotation, cellular component: nucleus. The transcript has a single exon. NCBI's taxonomy places the organism in Eukaryota, Fungi, Ascomycota, Saccharomycetes, Phaffomycetales, Wickerhamomycetaceae.
ACGGAAUCUGACUUGAGGGGUCUUAUUUCAUCGUUCCGUGAAGGUCUUGAACUAUACCAAACCACAUUGAGCUCGGCAGAUGCUAUUUCCAAAGUAAAAUCAUCAAAUGUUGAAGAGCCAGAUCAAGAACUUCUAAAGAUAAGUAAGCUCUUGUUUGCACAUGCAACAAAAUUGGGUAUAGUUUUCAAACCUCAAGUCUCUACAAAUGCAGCUUAUAAACAAAUGAAAGAGACGUCGGCAGUUUUCUUAUUAUUAAUUUCAUUAAUCGGACAGAUAAAGCCAGACGUUUAUAGUGAAAUAUUUUACAUUGAAGUUAUUGAGACUAUUAAAAAAAUAAUAUCAUCUCAUAUUUUAUUUCUUAAUGAAGUUGAAGAGUUGGAUUUCAAUAAACCAGCUGGUGAAGAUGAUGACACAAAAACAACAGAAGGUAGAUUGGUUUCCGUGGGGAUGAUAUGGGAUAAUUGUAAAGCAUUAGAUGAAUUAGUGAAGGGGGGAAAACUAGGAUUAUUGAACAAAAAAUUGAAAGAGUCUAUUGGCCUUAUUGAUGAUGCUAUAAGUGAAUUUUCCGAGUGGGUUGAAGAUCCAACCGUUGUUGACGAUGAAGAUCCAUUUGGGUUGGAUAGUGAUUUUUCAGAUGAUGAAAAAGAGGAAAAAGAAACACCUGAAAUAGAUCCACAAACUCUAGAAUUUGCACAAAAAUGGUUAUCAAAAGUUAAACUUGUUAAGCUGUUGAUUUCUUCACUUUCAAAAUCAUUACCUUCCAAUAAUUCACAAAUUUCCGGUAAAGAAACUGAUGAAGUUAAUUCGCAACAAAAUGGUAUAAUAGAACAAGUUGAUGAAUUAUUAUCCACAUUUUUCAUGAAUGGUUCAUUAUUUGAAUUGAAAGCUUUAAGUAGGACAAUUGAGAAACAAUGUCUUGAUAUAAUAGAGUUUGUUAAAGGAUUGAACAAACAAGAUGAAAAGAAGACUCAAUGGCUUACAAUUUGGUCAGAUAAAUUC